AGGGGUGGCGGCGGCGGCGGCGGCGGCGGCGAUGGCGCGGCGCGGGUCCCUCUCGGACCUCGGGUCGGACUCCGAGGACUCCUCGCUCUCGGACUCGGAGCUCCAGGAGGCCUUCGCGAGGGGGGAGCUGAAGCCGGGGCUCAACGUGGUGCUGGAGGAGCGGCCGAAGCGGCGCAACGACGCGGACGGCCUGAAGCAGUGCCUGGCCGAAUUCGGGAAGCAGCUCGCGUGGGUGGAAAGGCUGGACGUGACUCUGGGCCCCGUCGUGGACCCCGUCGCCCAGAGCGCUUCCAGCACAGAUGCUGUUGACCCUGAGAAUGAUUUCCAGAGAGAGAUGAGCUUCUACCGGCAGGCUCAGGCAGCCGUCCUGGAAGCCCUCCCUAGGCUGCGGAAGCUCCAGGUUCCGACCAGGAGGCCAGAUGAUUACUUUGCAGAGAUGGCCAAAUCAGACCAACAGAUGCAGAAGAUUCGACAGAAGCUUAAGAGUAAACAGGAAGCAAUGGAGAGGUCUGAGAAAGCAAAACAGCUCCGUGCAAUGAGAAAAUACGGCAAGAAGGUGCAAACUGAGAUUCUGCAGAGGAGACAGAAGGAGAAAAAAAAUAUGUUGAAUGCAGUCAAGAAGUACCAGAAAGGGCUGUCUGACAAGCUGGACUUUCUAGAUGACGAGCAGACGUCGUCUCAGGGGAAUAAAAAAGGCAGUGCAAGUCAACGGACAAAGAAGGGACCAAAUGCCAAAAGACGAUACAAAAAUCAGAAGUUUGGUUUUGGUGGGAAGAAGAAAGGCUCAAAGUGGAACACAAAGGAAAGUUUUAACGAUGUAUCCAGCUUCCAGUCAAAAGUGGCUCACAACAAAGGCCCAGGAAAAGCAAGAAAAGGAGGGAAGAAAGCCCUCAAUAAGAGACCUGGAAAGAGAGCAAGGCAGAAAAUGAAGAACCGAGCGCGCUAAGAGGACUGUGCUUCCCACUGGGGUUCUUGUGUGUCUGUCUGUUGCGAGAUGUGCUUCUGCUGGCAUCAAGCAGCUAACCAUGGAGCAAGCUGGAUGCUUCCAAGUGGCAUGGAAAAGAGUCAGUGGAAACUAGUGCCUUAUCACUAAUUUCUUCGUCCUGUUUUGUUGAAGGAUUGUUUUCUGCGUAAACCUUUGGUGUGUGAAUGCAUUAAAUGGUUUGCAAAGAACUAUGUGUAACUCAUGUUUAGCUGUUUUAUGAAUGGCAGCUGGAGCCUGCCCUUUGUCCCCUUCAUUCUGACAGCUUUUUUCACCACUACUGCUGAUGUGAGGUUGGAGACCUCGAGUUCUGGGUCAUGUUGCUGAUGUCAAAAUAAGAAGUCUGAAGCCUGUCAAGAUGUUAGAGUGGUUUUUUAGACUAUUCAUAUAGAUGGGUUUAGAAACAGCAAUGAGACGAAUACAGCAGUCUUAUAAGUUUAUUUCUGUCAGUGUUGUCAGGCUGCAAAUCUGGACGGACUGAGGUUCUCUCUUCCCUUUUCUGUUGUCUCUUACUAGAACUCUACCAGACUUGCCUGUUAACAAGCAGGCCUAACACAUUAGAUGUCAUUAACAGUCUAUCUGAGUUUGUGGCUUUCCCCCUCUACUACUGAAGGUUCUUACUCUCCUCCUCCCCAUGCCCCAGGGCAGCCAUUUAUGUAGUGAACUCGGUUUUCCGGCGUGGGAAGUGGAGUCUGCAAUCAUUACGGUCCACAGGAAUCUGGGAAAGAAAAAUGACAAAUACUCAUGUGCUUUUGCUAAAAUUGGUAGUAGCAGUCCCUCCUGGGAAGAGUGAUGCAUGGUGUUCUUGCUGCUGAGAAAUGUCCAAGUGGAAAACGAGCAGGGUACCACCAUACAGUGAUGGUAGAACUGCUUCAUUAUGGUAGAACCUGGUGAAAAAGGCAAGAUUAACAAAUUAAACAGCAUUAUGAGCCUUGACCCUAUGAAUUGAACUUGCUUCCCUUCAUGCACAUUUAGUUGCCUCUUUCCUGCCAGUCUAAUCCUACCAGCACUAUUUUAACACCAUAAAGCCCAACUGGCAUGUCUGUCUCUACCCUUGUCAGGAGUAACUAGCUACUUGAUCUUUAAUACGAAAAAUUGAGGAAAACUGUCUUAUUUUCUUAUUUGUCUUAGUUUUUUUUGUAACAGGCCAAAAUUAAUCAGAUCCUCACUUGCCUUUCUCAAAACACUAAUCUAUAAAGUCAACCAUCAUCAUAGCUAUUUGUUUGUCAGGUAUGAUUGAUGUCUCAGCUUGUUAAUCAUACUUCUUUACCUCCUAUUUAGUCACGCUUCCCCAGAUGAAUCGUCACUGGUGUAUCUGCCCUGGGUAUACUUAGAUGAUUAUUAAUUUCAUGGAUCUGCUUGCACUUUUGUUUGAAAGAUACUGUGCAGCAGCAGAUUUCUUUUCACAGUACUUACAUAUGUCACUUCACGUUGCUCACUACACCAUUUCUCAUGGCUGAAGGCUUUAGUAAACAGUGAGUACACACAUGGCAUUUGGCACUGUACUUGGGGUCCAUUGUCACUGUAUGUAUUUUGCAUUCAGGUUUCUCAGGGGAGUCUGCUGUUUCUGUGUUCACAAGCCUAUGCCAGAGUGAAGAGUCCUCUUAGGUCUAAGUUUUAAAAACUGUUUAUGAACAGCUCUGCUCACGCCUGGUCAUUCCUGUUUUCCAUGUUUGUCACAAAUUAUUGUCUUGCAUGUGUAUCUUUCAGUGGUGGGCUGAACACCUCUGAAUCCUGCAAAGACCUGAGUCCUACUCACCAGAGGUGUUGUGUUCCAGCCAAUUUCUUGGCUUUCAGUUUGCGGCUCUGAAUAUUUCUGUCUUGGCUGCAGUGCUGCGCGGUGAAAAAGUUUCAGGAACUCGUCUGUUGGUUUAAGAGACACAAAUAGAAAUGAAAGUAUUUAAAAAUUUAAAAA
This is a messenger RNA of Pipra filicauda (Wire-tailed manakin), 2897 nucleotides long. RefSeq names its product EBNA1 binding protein 2 (gene EBNA1BP2). Bases 32 to 946 code for a protein of 304 amino acids. Lineage: Eukaryota; Metazoa; Chordata; Aves; Passeriformes; Pipridae. Gene Ontology annotation, biological process: ribosomal large subunit biogenesis; rRNA processing. The record is from RefSeq and is a predicted model, not a curated record. The transcript has 9 exons. Gene Ontology annotation, cellular component: nucleolus; nuclear periphery; preribosome, large subunit precursor.